GCUUGACCGCCGCGGUCAUGGUACUACCUACCAGCCCAGGUGGGCGUGGAUACACGACCGUCAUAGACGAGGAUGAGGGACAGGAGCUCGAGCAGAUACGGCGCUAUGAGGACUUCACCACUAUAGACUGGGUACAGGAUGCGAUUCUGGAGCGCAACAGACGAAUACGCGCCGAGCGCCAGUUAAACGAAGCGCUGCACAACGGACGCGGCCGAAUGGGAAUCUGGCUCUACGCACAAGCCCGACGCGCGCUCAACGCGUCGCAGAGCUGGCUUGUGGUCAGCCUUGUUGGCAUUUGCAUCGGCAUCAACGCAGCGCUGAUCUCGAUAAUAACCGAAUGGCUCUCCGACCUCAAGAUGGGGUACUGCUCCGACGGCUGGUGGCUGAACCAGAACUUCUGCUGCUGGGAGAUUGACGCGGACGCGGAGGAGACGGACGCCUGUGAUUCCUGGCAUCCCUGGAGUACGAACAGUGUCGCGCGCUGGUUCAUUUAUGUCCUGUUCGCAAUGAGCUUCUCCUUCCUGGCCGCGCAUCUGGUGCGCUCGCUUGCUAAGUAUGCGGCGGGGUCGGGGAUUUCAGAAAUCAAGUGCAUACUGGCGGGGUUCAUCAUGCAGGGCUUCCUUGGGUUCUCGACGCUGUUCGUGAAGAGUUUGACUCUUCCCCUCGUCAUCGCGUCCGGCUUGUCCGUCGGCAAGGAAGGUCCAUCCGUGCACGUCGCAUCCUGCAUCGGAUACACAGUCGCGGGCUUGUUUGACAAGUUCAGACGAAGUCAUGGAAGAAUGCGAGACAUGAUCACCGCUGCCUCUGCCGCCGGCGUUGCUGUCGCAUUCGGCGCACCUAUCGGUGGUGUGCUAUUCUCUAUUGAGGAAAUGAGCCACUCCUUCAGCAUCAAGACGAUGUGGCGAAGUUUCUUCUGUGCCCUUAUGGCCACUUUCACCUUGUCCGCGAUGAAUCCGUAUCGUACUGGGAAGCUCGUAUUAUUCCAGGUUACAUACGACCGCGACUGGCAUUUCUUCGAGAUCAUGUUCUUCAUCAUCCUCGGUAUAUUCGGGGGUCUGUACGGCGCUUUUGUGGUCAAGUUCAACAUGCAAGUGGCGGCUUUCAGGCGAAAGCAUCUCGCCAACCAUGGUGUCGCUGAAGCAGUAUUCCUCGCAACCAUUACGGCGAUGAUAGGAUACUCCAACCGCUUCCUGAGGAUCGACAUGACCGAGAGUAUGGCCAUCCUCUUCAAGGAGUGUGAUAACACCGCCGGCGCACUCUGUCAAACCUCGAUGCAGUGGCGGAUGGUGAAUUCCCUCUUCCUGGCGACAAUUAUACGCAUCGGGCUGGUCGUCGUUUCAUAUGGCGCCAAGGUGCCAGCGGGCAUCUUCGUACCCUCCAUGGCUGUCGGCGCGUACUUCGGGCGGAUGGUCGGGAUCCUCGUCCGUGCCCUUUACAGAGCCUACCCGCAAUCUGGCAUCUUCGCUGUCUGCGCCCCGGACCUGCCCUGUAUCACCCCCGGCACUUACGCGUUCCUCGGUGCGGCUGCAACCCUCAGCGGCGUCAUGCGAAUCACAGUGACGGUUGUCGUCAUCAUGUUCGAGCUUACCGGUGCGCUGACCUACAUCCUGCCGACGAUGAUUGUUCUUCUCGUCACGAAGGCGGUUGGCGACUUCCUCGGCACGCCUGGCAUUGCGGAUGAGUCAAUCAGGUUCAAUGGGUUCCCAAUCCUGGAGAAGGAGGAUCAUGCGUACAAUGUUUCGGUAUCUGCCGCAAUGAAAAAGGAUCUGUACGUGUUCCAGGAGCGGGGGAUGAAGGUGAAGGACGUAGAGGACCUAUUGGGGUCGACGAGCGUGAAGGGUUUCCCGAUCGUGUCCGCGUCUGCGACAGGACCAUCGCAGGCGAUGCACGGGUACAUUGGGCGUUCGGAGGUCCGUUAUGUCAUCGAGCGCGCGCGGAAGGUCCAAGGCAUUACAGACGACACACCGUGUACCUUCUUGCCGCAAAAUGAGAGCGAGCGAGACGUCACGGACCUUGGUGACGGGCAGUCGGUCGGCAUAGAGGACGACCUACCGCUGGAAGUGCUGGAUGCGACUGCGUCACCAGAGGGACUGAAGUUAUGGCCCUGGGUGAACCAGACGCCAUUUAGUGUGUCUCCACACCUCCCUCUGGAAAUCGUGAUGCAAUUGUUCAAGCGCAUGGGGCCACGCGUCAUCCUGGUGGAGGACCAAGGGCGCCUUGUUGGGCUGGUGACGGUCAAGGACGUGCUCCGCUUCAUCGCUCGAGAGAAGCCUGGGCAGCACGAUUCCUUUGAGGCCCGUGGGGGGCUUGAUGGACUGCUGGAGGAGUCCAUGUCGUGGGGGCAAGGAUUUAUGGACCGUAUACGUACGAUGGGCUGGCGCGCCUUCCGCCGCCGUUGAAUACCUUUUCCCUACAUAAUUUAUUGCGGGUUCAUUUGGGAAGAA
Messenger RNA from Schizophyllum commune H4-8, 2444 nucleotides. RefSeq lists its product as uncharacterized. Gene Ontology annotation, biological process: chloride transport; intracellular iron ion homeostasis; intracellular copper ion homeostasis. Lineage: Eukaryota; Fungi; Basidiomycota; Agaricomycetes; Agaricales; Schizophyllaceae. Gene Ontology annotation, molecular function: voltage-gated chloride channel activity. The record is from RefSeq and is a predicted model, not a curated record. The coding region runs from base 18 to 2399 and encodes 793 amino acids. Gene Ontology annotation, cellular component: fungal-type vacuole; membrane; early endosome. The transcript has 20 exons.